UAACGAACAUAUGAUUCCACGAAUUGUGAAAGCGAAAGUAGAAACCCAGUCCCGUGUCAUCAGUUGCCAGAUUGGUUUACAUGGCCACCGGAAAAGGAGGCAACAUGGGAGGUUUUUUUUCUACUGAUAAACCAGAGACUGGUUCUGUCAUUCGUGCUGCUGAUUCAGCUGCAGAGGAGGUUAUCAAAACACAGGAUGAAAUACAAAAAAAGUUCAAAGAACUACGAGAUGUUAUCGGAAAACAAAACGAGAAUGUGGAGACCUUAACAAAGACAAAGGCUCGUACGAUGGAUCUUUUCAAUAACAUGCAAAGGGAUGAUAAUACUGGGCCUACGCAUUCAAAAAAGACCUGUACUGGAUCAGAUCCUAUUUGUGAACAUUCUAAGGAAAUCAAAGAUUUAAAGAAAAGAAUGAAAGAAUUACGAUCUACAUUAGUAGAGAAAAAGAAGGAAUUUGAGAAAGAAAAACAAACAAUUGCGACAGAAAGGAAAAGGUCCCAAGAGGAAAUAAGUGGAUUGGAAUCCGACAAAAGCCGUCUACAAAUGGAAAAAACCCAGCUGGAAUCCAACGAAAGCCGUCUACAAAUGGAAAAACAACAGCUUGAAUCCAACGAAAGCCGUCUACAAAUGGAAAAACAACAGCUGGAAUCCGAGAAAAGCCGUCUACAAACGGAAAAACAACAGCUGGAAUCGGAACAAAGCCGUCUACAAAUGGACAAACAACAGCUGGAAUCCGAAAAGAAAUCAAACUUACAUAAAAUUCAAGAUCUUGAAAAUAAUAUCAAGCAGGCAGAGGAACACAUACGGCUGGCGAAGCAAAAGAAAGUUCGUGUGUCUCUGUACUCUGGGAACCACACGACCCUAAUGGAAGCCUCGGCUGAGUUAAACAAGAUGUUAUGUUUUCACUGGGAAGCCCUCGGGAUACUAGCGACAGUGGAGCCAUGUCUCGAUCCCAAGGCACACACAGGCACGACUCCCCUCAUCAUCCUCUGUAUCAACGCCUCCCGCCUCGGUACUGACGUCAGCAAUGCCACACAGAAUAUCCACUGUGACCAGUCGGUAGCCGUUGUCAUCCUCCACCACAAGGAAUUACACGCCCUCCCGUCGCAGCCAAGUGAGAAACUCCUGGUAGGUGCUCAAUACAGACAACUGGGGGCUAUAGUGGACAUUGCCUUCCUCAAAACCAAGGGCUUGUAUGCUUGUGACAUGAACGAGAAGGCACUGGACAAACUAACUGCGUUUAUAUCUAAUUUCAUUCAACAAGGUUAAUGUUCAAAGUGCGACGUCAUAUUCAUGUUCAAUGUUAAAGGUCAUAGUUAACAAUACAUCAUAUCCAUUUGUAGUAUCAGCAAUCAAGGUUGAAGGUCAAAGGUGACAGUGUAUUCCAUAUGGAGUAUCAGAAAACUAUGAUGAGUAUCACGGAGUAUACCUGUGGAAUAGCAGUUAACAAGGUUAAUAUCAAAAUUGACAGCUCUUUCAUGUAAAAUACCGGCAAACAAGAUGAGGGGACAAGGUUGACAAAUCCUUCCUGAAAAAGAAAACCAUACCUUGCAAUACUUUAAUGAAAAUAGAAUUUAGAUGAAAAAAAAUAUAAUCAACAACAGUGUUCUAAGCAUUAACACUUAGAGGGACCAGACCUACAUCCGAACCUAGGACCUCGGAUCGUCAACCCUUCACUCUAACCAGCUGUGCCACCUGGUCAGCGGAAGAACCCUGUUAUAUCAAACACGAAAUUAAGGGGAGGUUACUCGAUGUACAAAAGCUGUGUUUUGCUUGGAGUAGGUGAGGGAUUCUUAACUAAUAUACAUGCAACUUGCAUAGUUUCAACUAUUGUAUUUAUAACACAUUUUCCACAUAUCAACAUGUGUUAUGUUUGUAUAAUAUAUUUGCUUUGAGAAGGAUUCCUGUUAAAACACGCAAAUGAAAUAUAUCGAAAAGGCGACGAAACCAAGCUUAAUGUCACUCUACUUGCCAGUUAAUGGUAAGGUUAAAUAGAAAUGCUCCCCGAGAAGUCUGGCAACGUGUGCGAACCACAGUUAGGGAUAUGUUAUCGACGAAUGUUGUUAUGAAAUAUCUGUCGGUAUUAUAUGUAUUAUAAAUAUGCAGGUUUACACUAUGUUCAUCAAGGAAUGAUUUCAGUAAAUGAUACAUAUUGCUGAUGGUAAUUAAAUGUUCACGGCAACAAAACAUCC
Mizuhopecten yessoensis (Yesso scallop) is the source of this 2191-nucleotide messenger RNA. Its product is annotated as trichohyalin-like. The coding region runs from base 81 to 1268 and encodes 395 amino acids. The transcript has 5 exons. The record is from RefSeq and is a predicted model, not a curated record. Lineage: Eukaryota; Metazoa; Mollusca; Bivalvia; Pectinida; Pectinidae.